Molecule: messenger RNA, 795 nt
Organism: Cladocopium goreaui
Lineage: Eukaryota; Dinophyceae; Suessiales; Symbiodiniaceae
Source: the annotation of a GenBank genome assembly
AUGGCGCCAGUUGCAGUGGUUGACAAGUCUUCAAGGCCAUCUUUAUCUCAAGGGGAGGUCGAGGUGAUUUUGAAGCAAGCAGGGAUCGAGGAGAACUCUCCGGAUGCCUUUCACGGUCGUGGCGGUAUCUCCAUGGUGGUGGCAGUUGCAGUCUUCUCAUCUCUGGCAGGUUUGCUGAUGGGUUUGGAUAUCGGAUACAUCGCGGGAGUCAAGACCAUGGAUUCCUUCUCUGAGGGUUUGCUUCAUGAGGAGAAGAUCAAAGACACCCAGGACAGUUUGAUCACCAUGAUCUUCGGAGUGGGUGCCGCCGUGGCGGCCUUUCCACCGGUCAUGGAUUGCUGCGUCUCGAAGCUGGGCCGGAAGGGCGCCGUGAUCUUCGGAGGCCUCGUCUUCUGCCUAGGGGCUGCACUGCAGGCUCUAGCGCCUCAGCCGAAGGAUCCGAAGGAUCCGAAGGCCAUCAACAUGGCAAUGAUGCUGUUGGGUCGCAUCAUCGCCGGCUUCUCAGUGGGUUUGCUGUCGGGCAACGCCCCGGUCUACACCAGCGAGAUCGCACCCCCUGCGUUGCGCGGCGCGCUGGUCACGGGGUUCCAGUUCGCCAUCACGGUGGGUAUCAUGAUCGCCUUUCUCCUAGCCUUGGUCUUGGAAGAUGUCGAGAAACCCUAUGGCGGAUGGCGAUGGGUCAUCGCGGCACAGAUCGCCCCUGGCAUCAUGCUGGUGAUUGGCGGCAUCUUCAUGCCUGGCUCGCCUCGCUAUUUGGUACAACAAGGCACCCGGACGGCCUGGGCCUGGGGCUAG